AUGGAUGACCAGAAGCAAAUGCUCAACGCCUCUUCCACGCUGCCUGUCCCCACCUCCAACACCUCCCUCCCUCUAUCUGACGACCGGGACGACGCUCUAGCCCAAGUGGAAAUCGCCAUCUUGGCCUCCAUCUUCCUGCUAGCCACUCUGAGCAAUGGGCUGGUGCUGGGAGCCCUCUUCCGCCGCACUCGCCGGGCCAGCCCCAUGCACCGCUUCAUCUGCCACCUCUGCCUGGCCGACCUGACCGUGGCGCUCUUCCAGGUGCUGCCACAGCUCAUCUGGGACAUCACCGACCGCUUCCAGGGCCCGGAUGUCUUGUGCCGCGCCAUCAAGUACUUGCAGGUGGUUGGCAUGUUUGCCUCUUCCUACGUCAUUAUGGCCAUGACUUACGACCGCCACCGAGCCAUCUGCCGGCCCAUGCUGGCUUUCCGGAAGGGCCCAGCCACCUGGCAUCGCCUGGUGGUGGCAGCAUGGACCGCAUCCUUCCUCCUCAGCCUCCCACAGCUCUUCAUCUUCUCCAAAACCAAGCUGCCCAGCGGAGCCCACGAGUGCUGGGCUCACUUUGCAGAGCCCUGGGGAGUUCGGGCUUAUGUCACGUGGGUGACUCUGAUGGUCUUUGUCUUCCCCACUUUCUUCAUUGCUACCUGCCAGGCCAUGAUUUUCCGUGAGGUCCACCGCAGCCUGCGCCUGGGGCCAGAAGGAGCAUUGCGGGGCCGGGACAGCCGGCAGGGGCAAUCCCCCAUUUCCGGGGCUGUGUCGAAGACUGCAAAGAUGACCCUGGCCAUUGUGCUUAUCUACGUGUUUUGCUGGGCCCCCUUUUUCCUAGUCCAGCUGUGGUCUGUGUGGGAUCCUCAGGCCCCGCUAGACGGUCCAGCUUUCACCCUCCUGAUGCUCCUCGCCAGUCUCAACAGCUGCACCAACCCCUGGGUCUACGCCACCUUUAGCAGCAGUAUUUCGGGUGAGCUGCAACAAAUCUUCUGUCCCAGACUGGCCCGUCAGCAGAUUAGUUCCCUGCAUGAGGACUCCACCUUCACUGCCAGCUUCUCCCUGGGACGGGAUGCCCUUUCCUGAGCCAGAGCGCCACUAACACCAAUGGUGCACCUAGCAAGGAAUAUGUUCCUUCUGCUGAACAGUGGCUUCAAAGGCGUUGGGGCUUGGCCAGAAAGGUGGAUGCAAAAGAAACCCCCAGAGAGGAGUGCCACUCUCUCACCAGCCAGCUCCAUAGGGUGGAAGGAUGCCCAGCUUAACAGAGAAGCCGGCUCCAAGGACACAGGGGCACUUAGGACUGCCAGAAGACCAUUGUUUUCAGUGCCCUCUGGAACCUGUAAAGCAAUGUCUUUCCCAGCCCUGGUGUCAUCCAGAUGUUUUAGGCUACAACCCCAGCUGUGCUGGAUGGGGCAAGUAGGAGUUG
Molecule: messenger RNA, 1411 nt
Organism: Podarcis raffonei (Aeolian wall lizard)
Lineage: Eukaryota; Metazoa; Chordata; Lepidosauria; Squamata; Lacertidae
Gene: AVPR2
Product: arginine vasopressin receptor 2
Exons: 3
Coding region: 1-1071 (356 amino acids)
Biological process (GO): positive regulation of vasoconstriction; regulation of systemic arterial blood pressure by vasopressin; G protein-coupled receptor signaling pathway
Cellular component (GO): membrane
Molecular function (GO): vasopressin receptor activity; peptide binding
Source: RefSeq, a predicted model, not a curated record